AGCUUCGUCUCGACGUGAGGAUCAUUUUGCAACUUGAAUCGUUGAAAUCCGUUACCUGUACUUGGGGUUGAUGGAACUCAUAAGAGACCAAGAAGAGAGACAAAAGUUCCUGACAGGUUAACGUUGUCAGGACAUGUGAAUGCCAAAAAAAAGAAGAAGACCGAAGAUGUCAUAGCAUUUAGAGGGCCAUUACCUCGGGAUCCAAAGCAUCCUCCUCGAGCGGACUUAGAAGAGUUGACGGCUUCUUUCAUGCUAAAAGGCUUGCUAAAAAAUCAUAAAACCGAAGUAGUGCGAAAAUACAAGGCAGGGUAUGAAGAUCUUGUAUUAUGAAAUAGCAAAGAAAUUUGGGCAGAUGGUAGAGUGUCCAAGAAAACAUGGUAUUAUGCAUUUUGGUUUGAUUUCAAUUGGAUCAAAGACUCGCACAUUGAUGUGGUGAUGUACUACUUGCGCGUAAAGGCUAAAGAGUAUGGGCUAAAGCAGAAAUUCAGCACUACUGAGUGCAAAUUUAUGGCCCUAGUGAAGCAGCAGUGUGAUGACAUCUCUAAAAAGAAAUGUUCUUUUGAAGAUUGUGCACUCAAUGAAAAUAUAAAGAGUGUCAUUAUUGGGACUAGUGUGGAAUACGGACGUCCUUGGGCCGAGUGCGAGUAUGUGUAUAUGCCAUUGGACUUUGGACAUCAUUGGGUCCUUCUAGUACUUGACAUUGGUCAUAAGCAAAUCCAGGUUUAUGAUUCGAGGAAUCGUACCGGAGAGGUUAGUAUUAAAUGGGGUCAAUACAUGCAAUGUAUGGAAGUACACUUAGCGAAGUUGAUGGAUUUCUUCGGAGUGUACAAUGAUCGAGUAGAAGGACCAAUUGGAGAUGGAAAAUUGGAAGUCAAUUUCGUUCUUCGGUGCCCACGACAGAAAGAUGGGUACAGUUCCGGAAUUUUUAUACUCAAGAUGGCAGAAAAUUUGAUGAUGGGAAGGGAUGUUUUAGAAGUCAAAGCAAGUGAUGUGGUGCUAUACAGGAAGAAAUUUACAAUUGAGCUUCUACACUACUAUGGAGUUGACUUGAAGUGAAGCUUAAAACUUAUAGUUUUGGGCUAUUAAAUUUGUGAUGUUGAAGGGAUUCCUGAAUUUUUAAUCAUGAAUGUUUUUGUUCUGAAUAUGUGGAGUUUUGUUUGUGGUGAACAUGAAUUUAAUUGUUUAAUGAUUUUUAGAAAUAUGGAAUGUUGAAUGAAUAUGAGAUUACUCAUUGCAUAUAUAUGACAGAAUAUAUGAAGAAGCUUGAAAGUGAUGCAAUGAAGAAGUGCAUUAUAAUGUUUAUUUAUAAAAGUGCACUGCAAUGUAUGAUUUAUGUCGUGUCAUGAAAAUGUUCAUGCCGCUGAAGUUAAGUUUACCUUGUAGUAGUUGUGCAG
Messenger RNA from Cuscuta epithymum, 1394 nucleotides. The record is from the annotation of a GenBank genome assembly. Lineage: Eukaryota; Viridiplantae; Streptophyta; Magnoliopsida; Solanales; Convolvulaceae.